AGAAUGUUUGCAUUUGUGUAAAAAUAUGUGGUCAAAACGAAUAUCUGCUGUAGAAUGUAGGUUUUGCAGGUGUGUAAAAUUAGUCUACGUCGGUGAAUUUAAUUGGAAACGGUCGAUGUAAUAGAGGACACGACUGGAGUAAAACAUUGCUUGCCGAGGAAAUGCGCACUGCAGUUUAUAAGCUUGUAACUUUCGUGUUGAUCGAUGACUGACUCGACUGUGUGAGGUUUAUUGGGUGAGAUUAGAGUGGAGAGGCAGAUAAAAUAUUAACGCUUGCGAUACCAAUCGAAAGUUGUAUUAUACACUAUUGUAGCCGCGAUACAGGACAAUAUUUUACAAUUGUUAUCAACUACCAACCUUGGCAAUAUCUCGCGUUUCAAAGGUCACUUUAUCUCUGACCUGGACAAACAAACGUUCACAAAUAAUCAUUUUACGUAAAACUGGAUUCACUGGGAGUGUCUAUAUAUCUGGACUGAAAUGUUACACGAGCCGAAUGUGUUAGUUAACGGUUGUAGGUAACGCACACAGUGUACCCGGACUUGUGGAGCUGCUGAAGGUGGGUUUCCGAAUCUUUUCAAGCUAAGUCAAUAUGGGCUACUUCGGGGCAGAUCGUGGUCAACCAGAGGAGGUUUAUGAUAAAGUGAAAUUAAAAGACCUUCCGAAAAUGGCGAAUUUAAGAGAGGAAGUGAAUUUGAUCAUCCAUAAAUCUUCUUGGUGGGAUCUGUAUGGUGUGGACUGGAUGAUCAUGUUAAUCGUGUUUGGGAUGGUAUUUGUAGGAGCCUACUUAAUGUCGUCAGAUAAUGUGCUUGUUAUGGUUCUGGGUAUUGUAGUAUAUGGAUACUGCCACAAUUCGAUCGCCGUUAAAGGUGCACAUGCUGCUGCACACGGAGCCAUGUGUGCAUCGCCCGUCUGGAACCGUCUAUGGAUGAUCCUAUGUUCAGAUAUUGCCGGAACAUUUCCGUCGGACGCGGCAUAUGAUAUUCAUAUUAAGAACCAUCAUCCACAUACAAAUAUAAUCGGACUUGGAGACUCAAGUACGUGGAAGAUUCCGUUUCUUCCAGCGUAUUUGUACAUGUAUGUGGCGCCCUUGCUUGUUCCAGUCAUCACUAUUCCCGUUUCCUUAUCAGAACUGAGGGGGAAGUGGCCUCAAAUGAUACGAUACAUGUUUUUAGCAACCAUUGGCCUUUCGAUCAACUUCUGCCUCUUAAUGAAUAUAUCCGGAUUUACGUUCAUGCAAGCAUUGAUGGUCACAUGGGCAGCACGUGCAAUGCUUUCCAUUCCGUACAUCCAUGUAAAUAUUUUCCAGCAUAUCGGACUUCCAAUGUAUUCCCAGAAAAGUCGUCCUGUUAGAAUUUAUCAAAUGACCACGGGAGUAUUGAAUCUUCCCCGUAAUCCUAUUCUGGACUAUAGCUUUGGACACUCCAUCGUAAGUUGCCAUGUGGAGCAUCACUUGUUCCCGACCCUCUCUGACAACAUGUGUCUCAAAAUCCAACCAACAGUGUCAAAGUUCCUCAAGAAAACCGGACUCCCGUAUAAUGAAGACACGUACCGUAGCAGACUGGACAUAUUCACUAGAAAGUAUAAAAAAUUAAUGGUCAACGCUCCACCAAUCACACAUUUCGUUGGUAUCCAGUAAUUAAAACUGUAGUCCCGUGAUAGUACAAAGUGAUGUAAAUUGUGAUUUGUGUUUUUGAAUAUUACUUUUGCAACCGUAAUGCUAAUUAUGCAAUCAUCCGUCAUUAUAUAUCUAUAUAAAUGUACGGUUUAUAAAACAGUACGUAUUUUCUGGAUAUUAGAAGUAAUGUAUACAGUGAAGUUGAAGGGCGAAACUGCUGACUGCGUUUAUAAUAACUCGUGAGGAACUCUUAUUCCAUACAAUAUUAAUGGAUCAACGUUUCUGUUCGUCUCCCAACGAUGGACAUGGUCAUGUGCAAACGGUCAAGAACAUGUUUAUAUUUAAAAUGAGCAUACCUGAGAAUGAAUCGAUCAGAAUAGCCAUGAUCCGCCGUUUUUACCCGCUUGUUGUGGUUACUAGUACUACGAAGUAGUAUGUAUUGGACAACAUUCUCGUCAUCUGUGAUAAAAUCCUAGUUAAAACUCUAUAGACAUGUUAAGUUUCAAGUUGUGUGGGUUUUUUUUUUCAACUUUGUUGCUGUUUUUUUUUUAUUUUGUUGAAGUUUUUAUUAAGUAUAUUCAGUUAUACUCGUAUACCAUAUAGUGACACUGUUAUAUAUCGAGACCAAUCCAUACCAACUAUCGUUAAACGGAACAAAAAUAUUUUUUCACUGGGAAUAAGUAAACCUUACUGCAGCUUCUUUAAAUUGUGUCUAAUUAAUGUUACGGUCGACAGUUUUGUAACAAAUGAGUACUCACAAGAUUUUGAAUAUAGAUCACUAGUUUUACAUUGUAAAUCAACAGGGUGCCAAACGCAUUGGUGUUAACAGGAAUAUAAUAAUAUAAUAUAAAAGUCUUUGUCCACGUGAUUUCUUUUUUCUGAUUCUUACAUUUUGAUCUUAUUAUUCAUUUUACGAUCAUAUUCAACAGUAUUUUCAACAGGGAGCAAAAGUCUGGCGCUGAAUCUUCAAAAUUGAAGGGUUUUGCGAUUUCGUAUUUGAAAAAUGUAGGGCGAAUAUAUGAAUAUCUAGAGUAAAAUGCUUGAGUUUGAAGAUGCUAGCCAUGUUUGCUGGUCCUGUGUAUUCAGCAUUGCUUCUUAUAGUGUGAAACCUCGCUAAGAAUUCCACCUUCGUGACUAGAGAAAAGUGGUCUUGAUAUCAGGUUGGUCGCUUUACGGGCACUUGUUCAUAUUUUCAGUCAUAAAAUCAAAAAAUAGUUAUAUAUGAUUAACCAGAUUGACACGUAAAUACAGCUAACAGAUCUGACACCUGUCACCAGUACACGGUGAAAUCAGGGACGUCCCUGGCGGAAUAUACACCCGGUAACUUUAUGUCUGACUAGCUAGUGGUGUGAGCGGUCUUUGGAACUUUUUUAAAAACUGGUAUUAAUAGUGAGGUGGUUUGAAGCUUAGAAAACAAAGCUCUUCUGUGAUAAUGUUUAUCAAAUUUCUUGUAUCUUGUAUAGAUGAUUAUUGGGGGACUGAAAUGAAGUAGUCUUGAUAGUGAGGUGGUCUCUAUGCGAAGUUUUACUUCGUUGGUCUCUUGCUAAUAUUGCCAAAUGCUUGUGAUAAUAAUUUGCAUUAUAUUCGACAGCCACAUUUAUUUGUUUGAAUUUCAUCAUUUUAUAACUUUUGAUUUGCUUUAACUUUCAUUGAUGAGUGCAUUAUCGCUCAUUUUAUUGUAAUACACAUUGUCAGACUGAAUUUCCAUGAUGUUGACUACAACAAUAGCAGACACAACAGACAAACUCAAUGUGUUGCUAUGGAGACAGAAAGCAGACAAAUGAGCGUGCAGCUUGCGACUACGUCGAUUUCAGAUGAUAAAACAGUAAAUUGGAAGUCUUAAACAUUGCGCUUCAACCUGCUUGAAGAGGGAAUAUUUCAAAUAUGUCUUCCUUGCCUACUAUGACAUGCUUUUACCAAUAAGAAUAUUCAAAGGUUUCGAUACCAGUUUAACGGAAAUGAUAUGAAUGAGAACAGGAAAUCAAACGUGUUGUUUUAUCUGUUUUGAUUAUUUAAAUUUUUAUUGUUAUUGUUUUAUUUUUCAAGCAGUUAAUGUAUGUUUUUGUUAAGUUCAUUUGAAUUAUUCGAAGUUUUUAGCAUGUUUUGAUAACCACAGGAAUAUUUGACAAGGGCGCUAUAUGAUAAGAUAGCUGUAUACGGCAAUAUACCUUCCAUCUAACAAAAAAUGAUCACGUGGUAUUUGCUGUUUUCCUUGUGUUCUGUUUUAAUCGUUUUGAUUUUUACAACACGAUAUCGUUAAAUGCUUGCUAUUAAUUCAAGAAGCGUUUGACUAUUUAAUCAGGCUUUGUAACCUAUCAGAGUUGUUGUUCCUUAUAUUUUGGCACACCUCGGCUGGUUCCGCUACCUCCUAAUAGUAGCCGAGUUGUAACGAAUAAUGACACAUCCAGCCAGCAUAUUAAAAAGCAUCUCUAUGGCAUCAUCUUACAAAAUUAUGUAUGUGAUACUGGUGUUUUCAUUGUAUUUCAUUAUAUUUUUAAUGCUUUACUGUGUUGUGAGGCCAGAUGGAACAUUUAUUUUGCAGUGUGAUAUCAAUUUGACAAAUAUUCUCUGGUAACGUGUUUUAAUCGACGUCUAUUACUACAAAUAUACUUUCAGUAAGUCCACAGGUUAUGAAAUGCAAAGAAUCGUUAUCAAAUUAUGUGUUCAUACUUGAUUUUAAUCAAACAUGUUCUAAAUGAUGUAAUAAGGACAUCGUUCAAUAAAUGUAUCUGUAUUAA
Messenger RNA from Ylistrum balloti, 4353 nucleotides. RefSeq names its product fatty acid desaturase 6-like. Gene Ontology annotation, molecular function: oxidoreductase activity, acting on paired donors, with oxidation of a pair of donors resulting in the reduction of molecular oxygen to two molecules of water. Gene Ontology annotation, biological process: lipid metabolic process. The transcript has a single exon. Bases 590 to 1636 code for a protein of 348 amino acids. The record is from RefSeq and is a predicted model, not a curated record. Gene Ontology annotation, cellular component: membrane. Lineage: Eukaryota; Metazoa; Mollusca; Bivalvia; Pectinida; Pectinidae.